Cololabis saira (Pacific saury) is the source of this 645-nucleotide messenger RNA. RefSeq names its product ribosomal protein L18a (gene rpl18a). Gene Ontology annotation, biological process: translation. Gene Ontology annotation, molecular function: structural constituent of ribosome. Gene Ontology annotation, cellular component: ribosome; cytosolic large ribosomal subunit. Bases 84 to 614 code for a protein of 176 amino acids. The transcript has 5 exons. Lineage: Eukaryota; Metazoa; Chordata; Actinopteri; Beloniformes; Belonidae. The record is from RefSeq and is a predicted model, not a curated record.
GCGCAGCUGAACUGCGCAUAAGGUUGAUCUGCGCAUGCUCCGCCCUCGAGCUUCCUUUCCACUGGCAGUGAGCAAGAGACACCAUGAAGGCGUCCGGCACACUUAAGGAGUAUAAAGUGGUGGGGCGUCUGCUCCCCUCCCUCAAGAACCCCAACCCCCCCCUGUACCGGAUGAGGAUUUUCGCCCCCAACCACAUCGUGGCCAAGUCUCGGUUCUGGUACUUCGUGUCCCAGCUGAGGAAGAUGAAGAAAGCGUCCGGGGAGAUCGUCUACUGUGGACUGGUCCAUGAGAAAACUCCCCUGAAGGUGAAGAACUUUGGGAUCUGGCUCCGUUACGACUCCCGUAGUGGAACCCACAACAUGUACAGAGAGUACCGGGACCUGACCACGUCUGGAGCCGUUACGCAGUGCUACCGGGACAUGGGUGCCCGCCAUCGCGCCCGCGCUCACUCCAUCCAGAUCAUGAAGGUGCAGGUGAUCGCCGCCAACAAGUGUCGUCGCCCGGCCAUCAAGCAGUUCCACGACUCCAAGAUCAAGUUCCCUCUGCCCCACCGGGUCCUGCGGCGCCAGCACCAGCCCCGCUUCACCACCAAGAGACCCAACACCUUCUUCUAGAAAAGAACUGACAAUAAAGAGUUCUCAUGGA